AUGUCUGGCGCAACCAGGCGAAUUGGCGUUGACGUUGGAGGAACGAAUACGGAUGGUGUACUACUCGACCCUACGAGCGUGCCAAAUUCGCCCAAUCGCGGUAUCCUAGCUUGGUGCAAGACGCCAACCACUCCGAAUCCGAGUGAUGGCAUUGAGACUUGCAUCGCAAAGCUAUUGAAGGACGCCAAAGUAGCGCUCGACGAUGUCGCGAGCGUCUCCAUCGGGACGACGCACUUCAUCAACGCCGUCGUAGAGAAAGACAGCAAUCGUCUUUCCCCAGUCGCUGUCAUCCGUCUGUGUGGUCCCUUCUCUCGCGAGUGUUAUCCCGGUAUCGACUGGCCUGCCGAUCUCGCAUCUAUCAUCUGCCAAUACUGCGGCUUCGUGGACGGUGGGCUCGAGGUUGACGGAGAAGUGCUUCGUGACGUGGUGGAGGCCCAGAUUGAAGAGCAAUGUAACAUCAUACGAGACAAGGGCAUCCGGUCGAUCGUUGUGAAUGGUAUCUUCUCACCGUCCGACUUCGUCGAGCAGCAGGAGGAGCGCGUAGGGGAAUGGAUCAGGAAAUACUACCCAGAGGCAGAUGUCGUACUCUCCAAACAUGUCGCAAACCUUGGCUUCAUCGAGCGUGAGAAUGCCGCAAUACUCAACGCGUCUAUCCUUCCCUUUGCGCGAUCGACCAUCGCCUCCUUCCAAUAUGCCAUCCGCCGCCUCAAGUUACACUGCCCAGUAUUCCUCACGCAGAAUGACGGCACGCUUCUACCCGCUACGCAGGCUUCGCGCGUCCCAAUCAGGACGUUCAACUCGGGCCCGACCAACUCAAUGUGUGGCGCCGCUUUCCUCGUCAAGCAGUCUGCUGCCGAUCCAGCGACUCGUCGCAGCCUUCUUGUUGCCGAUAUCGGUGGGACUACGACAGAUGUUGGAGUCAUCCUACCCAGCGGACUUCCUCGCCAAGCAUCUGCUAUCACGAACGUCUCUGGAGUGCGGAUGAACUUCUCUUGUCCGGAUGUGAAGAGCAUUGGUCUUGGCGGAGGAUCGGUUGUACGCAAGUCUUCACCCGACUCUGCGCUCACCAUUGGACCGGAUUCUGUUGGGCACAACAUAUCGACGCAAGCCCUCACUUUCGGUGGCGAUGUAGCGACUACAACGGAUUAUGCCAUCGCCUCCAGCCCGGUUGCUCUUGACAUCGGAGAUGCCGCUCGGAUACCGGAUAGCGUGCGCGAAAAUGUGGCAGAGUUUAGAGUAGUACUCAAGACGAUGCUUGAGGGUGUCAUUGAUGCCAUGAAGACGAACGCGGACGACAUCGAUGUGUUGCUGGUCGGAGGGGGCGCAGUACUUGUCGAGGAUGGCGUAAUGCUCAAGGGUGCUGGCACUGUCGUGAAACCAGAAUACUCGGGUGUCGCCAACGCUAUAGGCGCAGCUAUCGCUCGAGUUUCCGGCACAGUGGACACGAUCCUCUCAGUGGCUGACCGCACCACGAAGCAAGUCGUGGACUCUGUAUCCGAUAUGGCGCGAGACAGGGCCGUCGAAAACGGCGCAAUACGCGAAACGGUUGAGUUAGCCGAGAUUGACGUCAUACCAGUUCAGUAUGUUGCGAAUAAAGUACGGGUGCUUGUGAAAGCCAUUGGCGACUACGACUACUCCAGACCUGCGCCUCUAGCCGAACCUUUGGAAGACGAUGCGCCGACUUCCCGCGCCCACGAGACCCCGGCAGCAAAGAACGCUGCACAACACUUGGCACCUUCCGCAACCGAAGCAUACAAGACGCCCUCUGCCAUCGAGAGCUAUGUGCCGCACGUCACAGCCUCGCGCGAGUGGAUUGUAUCUGAACUUGAUCUCGAGUGGCUGUCUACCGGAUGCUACAUUCUCGGCACCGGCGGAGGAGGAACUCCGUACCCGCACUUCGUAAGAGUCCGUGAGAUGAUGCGCAGAGGCAGCACUAUCCGCAUCAUGAGCGUCGAUGACUUGAAGGAUGAUGCCCUCGUCGCUUGCGGCGGCGGCAAGGGCAGCCCGACUGUGGGCAUCGAGAAGUUGUCCGGCAACGAGAUGAUGGAAUCGCAGACUGUGCUCUAUGAGCUCGUCGGCCGUCAACCGGAUGCUGUGAUGGCUCUUGAGAUUGGCGGAGGCAAUGGUUUACAAGGUCUCUUGCUGGGCGCCUCAGCGCAUAUGAACAUACCCGUCGUAGACGUUGAUUGGAUGGGACGUGCCUAUCCAGUGUCUUGGCAAAUCACGCCUGUAGUCUGGGGCGGAGAUGGCGCACAAUUCAUACCCCAAGUCAUUGCGGACGGAAAUGGGAAUGUCAUGGUCUUCCACAAAGGAACUACUGAAAAGAUGAUCGAACGGGCUUUCCGUGCCGCUCUUGCGGAGAUGGGCAGCCAUGUUGCCUGUGCUAAGGGGCCGUAUACGGGUGCUAAGACGAAGGCGUACGGCGUACAACACACUCUCUCACUGGCCUGGCGUAUCGGUCGUGCUGUUGCGCUGUGUCGAGCGCGCAAUCAGAUCGACGACAUUGCGAAUGUAAUCAUCGACUCAGUAGGCGGCUCUGAGACGGCUCGCCUUCUUUUCAAAGGAAAGAUCGUGGCUGUUGAGCGCAAGACUGUCAAAGGGCACGUCUACGGUGAAGCAGUCAUUGCUGCACCCGACAUUCCCGACAGCCCACAAGACGUCGGCGCUCAGCUGACCAUCCCGUUCAAGAACGAGAACCUCAUCGCGACUCGGAAAGAUGCCUCUGGCACAUCGACCGUCGUGGCCAGCGUGCCUGACCUCAUCUGUGUCAUUGACGCUGCGAACGGCGAAGCUAUAGGCACUCCGGAGUACCGUUAUGGUCUUCACAUCCUUGUCAUUGGUAUCACCGCCUCGGACAAAUGGACCUCGACGCAACGCGGGCUCGAUAUUGGCGGUCCCCGCGCAUUUGGGUUCGACGUCGACUACAAGCCGUUGGGAGUGUUCAAGAAACCGCGAAGCGUCAUAGACGAGUAUGCUCCGGCCAAACCUGGGAAUUAA
Peniophora sp. CBMAI 1063 is the source of this 2997-nucleotide messenger RNA. The record is from the annotation of a GenBank genome assembly. Lineage: Eukaryota; Fungi; Basidiomycota; Agaricomycetes; Russulales; Peniophoraceae.